AUGCCAAACAGCCCCUUAAAGCUGCGCGCGAAAGCCUACAACCGCCUGGCAGGCCGCAAAACCGAAGAUCCUGGUGGAGACGCGGCGGCGACGGCUCCAUUGGGGGGUAGGGGUCUUGCUGGGCUGUUCGACGCCUCGGUAUGCGUUACUCGACGCCUCCAUUGCGAAGCCGUGGUUAUUUUGCGGAGUCAGCCGAAAGCCACCGGUCUGCGGAAGGGCUCUAUUGUCGCGUUCGCUAGCUACCAUUUCAACUGCGCAAGCGGAAAGUUA
Molecule: messenger RNA, 270 nt
Organism: Iphiclides podalirius (scarce swallowtail)
Lineage: Eukaryota; Metazoa; Arthropoda; Insecta; Lepidoptera; Papilionidae
Source: the annotation of a GenBank genome assembly